UUUUGACCACAUGACACGACGUGACGCCACGCGGCCACGUGACACUCUCUCCGCCUAUGAGCGAACUUCUUCUUGCGGGGUCCGGGAAGCGUGUCCGCCAUUUUGUAGGAGACAACAACGCACGGCAGUUUAUACUCUUCUUUUUUUCUCAACUUUGGAUUGGAUUCUGAUGACAGGAUGACGGUCUGUGCUGCAUAUGGCUGUAAAAACCGCCUGUCAAAGGGAUGCGGCAAACAUUUCUUCAGGUUCCCAAUGAAAAAUCCAGAAUACCUUGCCAAAUGGCUAGCAGUGAUUCGUCGUGACAAAUGGAAGCCCUCCAUUUACAGCCGACUCUGCAGUGACCACUUCACAGAAGAAGACUACAUGCUACGGCCUGGAGCCGUAUACCCUUACCUGCGCCUAGAUGCUGUGCCAUCUAUUAUCAAUGGUGUGCGUAUUAAAAAACCACCUGUCAAGAAACCAGCAAAAAAGAUAGAGAGUGCCGCACCCUCCACACCCGUGGCUCAGAAGCCGUCCACAUUAGUCACCCCUGAAGUUACUAUGUCUGUCGAGCACUCCUAUUCUUCUGUGUCCAGUAAUAAGGAGAAUGUCCGUAACCCAAAAGUGGACCCCGUCCUUGUUAACCUGAGAAGGAAAAAGAACUCUCUACAGAAACAGGUCCUGAGACAGAAAGCCAGGAUAACCAACAUGAAGAAGAUGAUCAUGCAGCUGAGAAAUAACAUGCUUGGGAGCGACCCUGUUCAUCUCGUGUCCAAGCACUUCAGUGGGUUAACCCUAGAACUGUUUAGACACCAGGUGCAGAAGAACAAGAAACCCAAAGUAAUCCAGUUCUCCAAGGAGGUGAAAGGAUUUGCUGUAACUCUGUAUCACUAUUCCCCAGUGGCUUAUGAACUCAGCAGAGUAUUGCUCUCCUUACCAGAUCUGGACACUUUGAGAAAGUGGAUGCCAUCAGUGGUGGAAAAGGCAGAGACUGAAGCUUUAGUGAAUAGUGACCACUGAAUAAAUGUCAUGUCACCUCGAUACAAGGUCUGUGUUAGGCUGGGUCCACACUACGUUUUGUCCCAUACGGGAGCGCAUACGGCAGG
Molecule: messenger RNA, 1085 nt
Organism: Hyla sarda
Lineage: Eukaryota; Metazoa; Chordata; Amphibia; Anura; Hylidae
Product: THAP domain-containing protein 1-like
Exons: 3
Coding region: 178-999 (273 amino acids)
Source: RefSeq, a predicted model, not a curated record